UAGAAAGUUGAUCAUCACGUCAACAACAAUCGAAAAGCGAAGGAAUGGCUGUUUGGGGGAUUUCGUUGUUGAUUCUGUCUUUGACCUUCUUGAUACACCGACACCCGCCGAAUACAUGGCGCAUAUCAUGGAUGCUCUUGCCGCCGCCGGACUCGAAGAAUGUCAACCAGACAUUACAAGGACUCGAUGAGAAGGAGCCGAGGACGAAGGAUGAUCAAGGAAAGAGCGAGGAGAAGGAUCCGAUAAAGAACGAGACAGAAGUCAAGAUCGCGCAACCGACGGAAGAGGAAAGCGACGACCAAAAGACUCCACAAGCCACUCCUGCCGCUCCCUCAAUCGCCGUUCCCUCGUUCAACCUGGACUCGACAGCAACAUCCUCAGAGCCAGACACCGCUUCCAUGCCUCCGCCUUCCUUCCCAGCAGCAAACUCACCUCAACGCGCCAUGCCUCCGCCACCAAAACCUGCUUCCAAACCUGCAUCGUCAUUGAUGCCACCACCCUCCUUCCCAGCCCCCAACUCCGCACAACGAGCCUCUCAAGCAUCUUCCCUGAUGCCACCACCCUCACGACCAACCCCUCGCUCAAGCCUAGGCGUCCCCGCAGUACCAGGAAGAGCACCACCUCUCAGCGCCGCAGCACAAGCCCGCGCCCCUCCCCCUCGAAUCGACACCCCCAAAUCCUCCUCCAGCAAAGUAAAACUCGCCCCAGGUUUCUCCCCCCUGGAUUGGGCCUCCCUCGCUGCUUCCAAGAAUCUGUCAAAUGUCAGUUCAUUCACCAGAGUCACACCGUCAAUGCUGGCGGCGAAGAAUGGCAGAAAAGGUAAUGAUGCGUGGAGUGUGUAUAACGGAAAAGUGUACAACAUCACCCCUUAUGCGCCUUUUCAUCCCGGUGGUAAAGGAGAAUUACUCAGAGCGGCUGGCAAAGAUGGUACGAAGUUGUUCAUGGAGGUGCAUCCUUGGGUUAAUUGGGAAGGCAUGUUGAAUUCAUGUAUGGUCGGUGUCAUGGUUUCUGAGUCCGAGGGUGAAGGUUUGGAUGAGAUGGAUUGAUUGAUUGAUUUUUCGUUGUCUCGUUCUCUGUUUCUUCGUAAAAUGAUACCCGGGAGAUAUUUAGAGGAAUAGAAUGGUUUGCCAUAUCGCCAACAAAGAAGAAGGGGAAACGCUUCUGACCUGUGCUUCAAAGCGUUCGAGGCAAGAGAGAUUGAAAACAGGCACAGUGUUGUUUCGGCCCAGAGGUUUUGUUCAAGGAGAGCACAAAAUAUAAUGGGGUGACGAUUGGUCAAAUCGAAAG
Aureobasidium pullulans EXF-150 is the source of this 1287-nucleotide messenger RNA. RefSeq lists its product as uncharacterized. Lineage: Eukaryota; Fungi; Ascomycota; Dothideomycetes; Dothideales; Saccotheciaceae. The coding region runs from base 45 to 1046 and encodes 333 amino acids. The transcript has a single exon. The record is from RefSeq and is a predicted model, not a curated record.